This is a messenger RNA of Selaginella moellendorffii, 2159 nucleotides long. Its product is annotated as ABC transporter D family member 2. Bases 75 to 2114 code for a protein of 679 amino acids. Gene Ontology annotation, molecular function: ABC-type transporter activity; ATP hydrolysis activity; long-chain fatty acid transmembrane transporter activity. Gene Ontology annotation, biological process: long-chain fatty acid import into peroxisome; very long-chain fatty acid catabolic process; peroxisome organization. Gene Ontology annotation, cellular component: peroxisomal membrane. Lineage: Eukaryota; Viridiplantae; Streptophyta; Lycopodiopsida; Selaginellales; Selaginellaceae. The record is from RefSeq and is a predicted model, not a curated record. The transcript is spliced from 18 exons.
GGGAUAGAGAUAGAAGUGGAUUUUAGGGCGCUGCGAUGACGCACGCCCCACGUCUAGGGCUUUGAUUUCUUGGGAUGGCUGCCAUGAGCACGCAGCGGCAGCGCGCGCUGGGCGUAGCGCUGCUCUGCGGCGGCUCGAUCGUCGCCGGCAGCAAGCUGCUCCAGUUGCGGAUCAAGGCGUUCCAGAAGGAGCAAUGGGAGUUGUGCGAGAGCGCCACUUCCAGGCAGAAUAUGCAGCUCCUGUCCCGGCGCCCCAAGGUAUCGGUCGAUGGCCUCUUUGCCAAGCGGCUUGUCGAGAUUUUGAGAAUUUGCAUCCCGUCGAUCAAGUCCAGGGAGGUGCUCUUCAUUGUGAUCCAGACGUUGCUUCUAUACAGCAGAACACGUUUAACAGAGCAAAUGGCAAGCAUCGAAGGCGUGACGGGCCAAUCUGUAAUUUCCAAGGAUUGGUCAUUGUUCAGCACUAACUUGAUGGGAUUCGCUCGAGUAGCGAUUCCAGCAGCAAUUGUCAACAGUGGCCUAAAGUACAUGCAGACAAUCAUCAGUCUUGCGUUUCAACAACGUCUUGCAGAGCAUUUGCACCAGUGCUACUUGACAAAUCGCGUGUAUUAUGUAGCUUCGACACUGAGGGGUUUAUCUAACGCUGACCAGCGCAUCACGGAAGAUGUUGCAAAGUUUUCCGUGGCUAUUAGUGAGCUUUACUCGUAUACGUUCAAACCUGUGUUGGAUAUCAUCGUCUUUACGCGUUCCCUUGCGAAGACCAUUGGGUACAAGGGGCAAUUUCUACUUUAUGCGUACUUUCUGUUUUGCUCAACCUUCUUGCGGAGUGUAAGUCCUCCUCUUGCUCUUAUGACAGCACAAGAGGCUGCUUUGAGCGGAAACUUUAGGAACGCGCAUCAAAGGAUAGUUGCGAAUGCCGAAGCUAUAGCUUUCAAUGACCCUCCUGGUGGAGAUACGGAGCGCAUGAUUUUGAAUGACCAUCUUUACCGGCUGAUACGUCACUCUCGAUUGUCAGCAUUUCAAAGAUUUAUUCAGCAGGUUGCUGAUGGUUAUCUCAUCAAAUAUGCUGCAUCUAUUGUGGGAAUUUGCGUAUAUGCUGCUCCUUUCUAUUACAGCAAGCAGAGACAUGAUGCGACAAUAGCAAGUGGCGAUUACAUAAGGUCAUUGCGUUUGAUGGUGAGCACAUCAAAUGCAAUAGGCCAGCUGGUCCUAGUUUAUAAGAGAGUCACGGCACUUGCUGGACAUUCCUCCCGUGUCUCUGAGCUCCUGGAAUCGGUAAAACAACUGAGUACAAGAGAAGGCCGACUUCGUGCAAGCCACAUAAGGCGAUUGUCAUGGCAUUUUGAGCAAGAAUCAUCUGUUCAAAAUCCACCCCGCCUUCUUUAUGGAGAUAGCAUAAAGUUCAGGAACGUCACCAUCUCAGCACCUGAUGCCACUCCAUUGGUUCGGGAUUUGAGCUUUGAGCUGCUACCAGGUCACUCUAUCAUAAUUAUGGGUCCAAAUGGAAGUGGAAAGUCAUCAAUUUUUCGCGUGCUGGCUGAGCUUUGGCCUCUCCAAAAUGGCACAAUAACGAGACCGCCACGAGGUGGAGGCGUUUUUUACCUUUCACAAAGGCCAUACCUCGUGCGUGGUACACUGAGAGAUCAAGUUCGAUAUCCAGCAUUACCCCUGACGCUGACACGUAAAUCCGACAAGAAGUCUUGGUCCCAAGGCUGCCGCUCCGUCAAGAAUGACAGGCAUCCAGACGAUGCUCGUGUUUUGGAGGCACUAAAUGCAACGGAGGUUGGCUACUUGGUUCACCGUGGAGAUGGCUUGGACCAGAACCAGAACUGGGAGGAGACACUGUCUGGAGGAGAAAAGCAACGCCUUGCAGUUGCCCGGCUUCUUUUCCACAAUCCCAAGUUUGCUGUAUUGGACGAGUGCACGUCCGCCGUGAGCGCCGAUGGUGAAGAGAAGCUCUACAGGCAAUUACACGAGAGAGGCAUAACAAUGCUCUCAAUCGCCCAUCGACCCGCAUUGAUGAAGUACCACACCGCAGUCCUCUACUUAGAUGGCAGCCAAUCGGGCUAUGGCUGGAGAUACGAGGUCCUGAAAGCUAAAGCUGCCGAAGAUAGCUGAGCUUUCGCCUCACUCACAAAUAAAAGCGACGAGUCAAAACCCAAA